AAAAUAAAAUGUAAUCUUAAAAGUUACUGUUGAAUAAAUUCAAUCAUAGGUUAAUAAUUGGUUGAUAAUAAAUGGUUUCAAAUUUAAAUUCCACAAGUUAGUUAUAAAAAAAGAAGAAAAAUUAGGAUCACCACCAUUAUAAAGGGCCACAACUCAUACAACAUAUUAUGCAGUAUAUAAUUAUCAUAUAUAUAUUAUACAGAUUUAUAAUGCCUCUUAUAUUCAUUAUUAAACAUUUGGAAAAUUAUAAAAUUAAAUUCUCAAAACAAAUUUUGUCUGUAUGGAAAACAUUUCAAAUGUCAACAAGUUAAAUCCAUUGAAAACAUCAUCAUAGAAAUGUAUAAAGUCAAACAAUAAAAAAAAAUCGGUGAAAACUUUAUAAAUAUAAUUACUGUCAUGACUAAAUUCAUAAAUUUUGCCCUGUUUUUAUUACUGCAAAUAAUGGGGACAGGAUAUGUUCACAAAAAUAAAAAAACUCACAUUUUUUCUUGUAACAUUUCCUGAAACUGCAAUAAUUAAUCUUGUAUUUUAUCCAUUUCAUAACAUUGACAUAUUAAUAAUAAUUACAACGAAGAUCUGCCAUCAAUUGUUAAAGAAGAAACAGAGGAUCAGCCAACAUAGACCAGAAAGUGCAGUAAAAGUUACUCCCCAGAGAGUAAGAGAUUCAUCUACUAGUAACAAUCACUCAGACAUAGAAUCAGAAAGAAACAUUUGAAUGGUAAUGGCACAUCAAUUUGAUAUCCUAUUUUGAAACAUGCUAAAAUCUUGGUUUAAUAUCAACAUUAUCAUGAACAACUGAAAAUUAUGGUGGCCAAUGUUGUUUGAAGCAAAAACAAUUAAAAUUUAGCCAUGAUAAUCCUAGAAUAAUCCACUAUUAUGCUAGAAUAUUCCAUCAUUUUUGUAUUCGUGGUUAUCCUAAAAUAUUCCAUCAUUUUUGUAUUCGUGGUUAUCCUAGAAUAUUCCGCCAUUUUUGUAUUCGUGGUUAUCCUAAAAUAUUCCUUUAUUUUUGUAUUCGUGGUUAUCCUAAAAUAUUCCUUUAUUUUUGUAUUCGUGGUUAUCCUAAAAUUUUCCUUUAUUUUUAUAUUCGUUGUUAUCCUAAAUUAUUCCUUUAUUUUUGUAUUCGAGGUUAUCCUAAAAUAUUCCUUUAUUUUUGUAUUCAUGGUUAUCCUAAAAUAUUCCUUUAUUUUUGUAUUCGUGGUUAUCCUAAAAUAUUCCUUUAUUUUUGUAUUUGAGGUUAUCCUAAAAUAUUCCUUUAUUUUUGUAUUCGUGGUUAUCCUAAAAUAUUCCAUCAUUUUUGUAUUCGUGAUUAUCCUAAAAUAUUCUAUCAUUUUUGUAUUCGUGGUUAUCCUAAAAUAUUCCUUUAUUUUUGUAUUCGUGGUUAUCCUAAAAUAUUCCUUUAUUUUUGUAUUCAUGGUUAUCCUAAAAUAUUCCUUUAUUUUUGUAUUCGUGGUUAUCCUAAAAUAUUCCUUUAUUUUUGUAUUUGAGGUUAUCCUAAAAUAUUCCUUUAUUUUUGUAUUCGAGGUUAUCCUAGGAUAUUCCUUUAUUUUUGUAUUCGUGGUUAUCCUAGGAUAUUCCUUUAUUUUUGUAUUCAUGGUUAUCCUAAAAUAUUCCUUUAUUUUUGUAUUCGUGGUUAUCCUAAAAUAUUCCUUUAUUUUUGUAUUCAUGGUUAAUAUCCUAAAAUAUUCCUUUAUUUUUGUAUUCGUGGUUAUCCUAGGAUAUUCCUUUAUUUUUGUAUUCGUGGUUAUCCUAAAAUAUUCCUUUAUUUUUGUAUUAGUGGUUAUCCUAAAAUAUUCCUUUAUUUUUGUAUUAGUGGUUAUCCUAAGAUAUUCCACCAUUUAA
Messenger RNA from Mytilus californianus (California mussel), 1839 nucleotides. RefSeq names its product NADH-quinone oxidoreductase subunit N-like. The record is from RefSeq and is a predicted model, not a curated record. The coding region runs from base 877 to 1839 and encodes 320 amino acids. The transcript is spliced from 3 exons. NCBI's taxonomy places the organism in Eukaryota, Metazoa, Mollusca, Bivalvia, Mytilida, Mytilidae.